Staurois parvus is the source of this 590-nucleotide messenger RNA. Lineage: Eukaryota; Metazoa; Chordata; Amphibia; Anura; Ranidae. The record is from the annotation of a GenBank genome assembly.
GCCUUAAAACACGAGAUUUACCUGGACAACGCGCUGGUGCGCUUCCUGCUGUCGCGCUCUUUGGGGAACGUCCGGGUGGCACACUAUUUGUACUGGCUUUUGAAGGAUUCUCUGAACGAUCCGCACUUCGGGAGCCGCUAUGAGCAGAUUCUCGGCGCUCUUCUCUCCAUCAUUGGGAAAGGACUGAGGCAGGAACUGGAGAAGCAGACCAGACUCACCCAACUGCUGGGCGUCGUGGCUGAGAAGGUCCGGCAGGCGAACGGUUCUGCCAGACAGGUUGUCCUCCAGGAGGGGAUGGAACGGGUGCAGCUUCUCUUCAGGAAGAAUUGGACCGUUUGCCGCUCAGUCCGAGUCUGGAGGCCAAGGAGCUGAAUGUGAAGGCAUGUUCCUUCUUCAACUCCAACGCAGUUCCCCUGAAAGUGACCAUGGUGAGCGCCGAUCCGCGGGGGGAGGAAAUCAACGCCAUGUUCAAGGUGCGGAGUGUCUUCAGUAUUCCUGUCUGGGGUGGAGGAGAUUUCCCCAUCUCAGUCCCGUGUUUGUCUUGUAGGUGGGAGAAGAUUUGCGGCAGGACAUGCUGGCUCUGCAGAUGA